This is a messenger RNA of Parasteatoda tepidariorum (common house spider), 3604 nucleotides long. RefSeq lists its product as uncharacterized. The record is from RefSeq and is a predicted model, not a curated record. NCBI's taxonomy places the organism in Eukaryota, Metazoa, Arthropoda, Arachnida, Araneae, Theridiidae.
CCCUAUAGCAUUCAUUUGCAUUCGUUACAUGAUUUUAAAAAAAACCACAAGCAUAUUAAGUGGGCAUGUUGUGAUCUCGUUCUUGUACUUUGUAGUCAGUGCUAACAUUACUUUUACAUCACUUUGAGAUACCGUUCUUAUCUACAAAUUUAAAAGAAGUUAAAAUUUCAGGGGAUGGCACUAAAUUGAAAAAAGCUGCUAUAACUUGCUUUAAUCGAUUAUCAUCGAACAUUACUUACAUUUAAAAAAAAUCUGAAUAGUCAAUCUUCUUGUCGUGUUGUAGAAAUUUGAAGCCCACAAAUGGAGUUGGUAUUAAUACGAUCUAUAUCUUCUCUAAUAUGGAAACCCAAACAGAUUUAUUGAAAAGUUUGGAAAUUGUACAAAAAGACGUUUACUACAAGAAGGUCUUCAGAGAUUUAUAUAAUCGUAUAAACCUCUUAAAAUGCACCAACGGUUAUGUUACAAAAGGUUUGCCUGAUCUAGACGAAAACUUCAUAAACCAACAAAGCAUUUUCGACUUUGUACAUUUCUUAAAAAUUGAACAAUGGAAUCAAAUAUAUGAAUAUUUACAAUCUAAAAAAUGCCAGCCUGAAAAUGUCUCACAUUUAUUAGUUCCAUUGAAACAGCUGAUUGAAGAAUAUAGUAAUAUUACUAAGUUUCCUUCAGACGAUGCUAAGGCAGAGUUAGUUCUUGACACAAUCUUCGAAAUAGGCAAAAAGUGCAAAGACUUCACAUUGGAAGAGAAAAGAGAAAUUGCAGAAUCGAUGGUCCACUGCCUUCAACCGAUCAAGACCUACAUUGAAACCAUUUCCAGCUUGUACCGAACGAGGUUAGACUGCUACAUACUUCAAAGAAGGUCAGCCUUACAGUUCCUAGUAGAAGACUAUGCUCAAUUUCCCGUGGGAGACACAAUUUUAUUGAUAGAGUUAGAGAAAGCCAACGUGAAAGAGAGUAUUGAAAUACUUGAUGAUAUAAUCGAAGACUAUAGAGAUAUAUCAGAUUCAAGUGAUUGUGAGAGUGAUUAUGAAAGUGCUGGUGCAUCUCGAAUGCCUCAUUCUCAUUCGUGGUGGUCUAAAUAGCUAUUAAUUGCUUUAAAAAUGAACAUUAACAACUCACCAUUCAUUAUUACAUUGGAACGUGUUUUUCAAAAUGUCACUAUAUCCAAUUCCGCAAAGAUUAUAAUUAGAACAUUAUUUUCAAAUCUAUCAAGUAAUGGUAAUGAUGAAAAAUAUCUAACAAAGAAUUGCAAAUGUUUCAAAACAGAUAUUUAUUAUAUAACAAAAUUUGCUGUAGAGAUAAUUUCUAGAAACGUAUCAUUAUUAAUGGCUCGACUUACAUUUUAUGACUUUGUAAACCUGAUGAAAUUUAUAAAUGAAUUCAUAAGAUGUGAAAAGAUUAAUUUUCCUGAACUCACUAUUAAUAAUCUGUUCUCCGAGGAUACCUGUGAAAAAAUUUAUGAAGAAUUUAUGAAGAUAGCAAAAGAUAUUGAAAGUAUAAAUCAAAAUAAUCAAAUUUAUCCUGACUUCCAAAGCAUAUUUUUUUCCAUUUAUCAUUUUUUUGCGCAUAAAAAAACUCCUUUUGCACGUUCUCCGAAUUAUGAAAUGUCUGUUAAUGACUAUUAUGACUUAAUUAGGCAACUUUUGUUUGACAUUAAAGGCACUCAAGAAUUCCUAGAUUUUGAGAAUUCUCCGAACAACUUUAAAGUUUUUAAAUUUGAAAGAUAUCUAGAUAAAUUUCAAAGGCGAGUUAGGAUUGUCCUUAAGCAGCGAAACAACGGAAUCGAAUUAUCAUCUUGCUAUAUCGUUUCUACAAAAUAUUCGGGCGAUAAAGAUGGGGAUACAUACAUUCAUGAUACUCUAGUCCAGUCAACAAAUCCUAUAAAGUAGUAGAGCUAAAUUUAUUUUCUCAGUUUGGUCAUUUGAAAUGAAAAUGUAGUUUUUAUAAUUUGUUUUAACUAAGCAGAAUUGCAGAACUUUUAGGAACAUUUAAAUGUUAAGAGAAAGCUAAUUGAAACAGCAAUUAGUUCAACAUAUAUUUCUCCAACCAGGUUCUCAUUCUCCCUCAAUGUUGUAGAGAAAUCUUUAAUUCUAACUGUGACAAGAAUUUGUGGGGGAAAAUUUCUUAUUCCUUUUAUUUUAUCUCUGUUUUAAAAUAAUCAUUGCGAAAAGAAAUAUAAUUGACUUCUAAGUCAAACGAAGAGGAAUAUUUUGGUUAAAGAGUAUAUUGUAUAUAAAUGUAUAUACAUGUUUCUAUAUAUAUCAGAUUGAAGGAUAUUUAAAAUUGGAUUGUUUUAGCAUGCUGGCAGCAUUCCUAGCAAUCGAAUUAUAAAUAUCUGUCGACUGCAAAAGUAUUUCUCCAAAAAUGGUCAUUUGAAUAAACUAACAGGAUGAUGCUAAUCUCAAAAUUGAGAUUCGUUAACCAAUUCCUUUUUGAUUUAAUUGCAUAUAGAAAUUUUUUUGCUCUUUUUUUGUUUUGUUUCCAAUCUGAAAUAUAAAUUUUAUGGAAAGCCUUCUACUUUAUUCAAAAAGAACUUCAGCUAUAGAACUAUCUUUUUCACUAAUCCUGGUCUCAUAUAAAAUUUAAAAUUUCACCACAACUAAAGACGUAGCUUCAUUCGAUAAUAAAAAGUACACUUAAGAUAUUUGAUGCUUGGUAAAUCAGAAGCAACUGAAGACUUAUGUAUUUCAAUUUUUUAUGAUAUAUUUAUGUAUGUAAGAAUAGAAUAUUAUGUCAACUUUUAUUGUUUUAUAAUACUGGAAACAAUGCAUUUUUUUUCUAUUUUAUCCUCUCUUUCUAAAAAAUGAAUAAAAUAAAUAAUAUUGGCAAUUGCAUAAUUCAACUGAUAACUCUGACAAGAAAAAAGACAGUGACUGCUUUUUUUAGACAUUAAAGCUCAAAAAAUGGUGGUUUUCCAAUUCUUGCACUUCUAUCUUCCAUACGCUCAUUAUAAUUUAAUUUAUGAUUUAAUGAGUAAAGAUUUUACACAAAAAAAAUUUUAAUCAAAAUUUUAACUUCACUUAAAAGCAUUUUUAGCGUGAUGGAAGAAAAUUAAAAGAUAUUAAAAACUAUAAAACGUGAUAUGAACUAGCAUUCGCACUUUUUUCAAUUCGUUCAAAGAUUAGCGAACAAAUAUCAAUUUUGUUCGCUAAUCUUUGUUCAAGAAUAGGCAAAAUUUGGCUGCAUAGAAAUUUCACUUUUCUAAAUGAAUUAAACUAUUUUAAUUAUUCACCCUUCUAGUCUGGAACGCAAUUGGUUCGAACUGAAAGAAAACAAUAUUAAAUGAAUUUUCUUUAAUAAAUCCUUUAAAAGUGAAAAUUUUUGACAAUUUUAGCAAUUCUUAACAUGUUGGUGCCAUAAUUUUAUGAUAAUGAAUACAAUUGUUAUAAUCUCUGAAUAUGUAUGUUUGAUAUGUGCCAGGCUGAACUAGAUCAGUAACUUAAUCAUAUGUUUUUCGUAAAUGUGUUCAAUCAUCUUUACUUAAAUGUUUUCUGUUUCAUAUUUUUUGUGUACUGUGAUCUGUUUUGUAUGUUUUUGCAGUAAAUAAAUAUUUCAUUAUUAUGAAAACGUGUAUUUCUCUAACUUGAAAUAAAUACUUUUGAUUACA